AUGUCCGUGGAAACAAUCACUACCAUCUCCCCAACUACCAACAAGCCAGUCGUAACUCGAAAUGGCAUUUCUUCGUCCGAUCUCGAGUUGGUUCCAAAAGUGGCAACCGAAGCUUUCCUGAGCUUUCGAAAGACAUCUCUGGCGGACAGACAAGCUAUCGUCAAAAAGGCCCUGAAACUACUUGAUGACAAGCAGAAUGAACUUGCUAAGGAGCUCACAGAGCAAAUGGGUCGUCCAAUUGCUUACACUGCGAAAGAGAUCACUACAGCUGUUAAGAGAGGAGAGUACCUACUCAAAAUUAGUGAGGACACAUUCAAGGAUACAGAAGGGGAGGCCGAGAAGGGUUUCAAGAGAUUUAUCAAAAAAGUGCCUGUUGGGCCAGUGCUUAUUCUCUUCGCAUGGAAUUACCCAUAUUUGAUCCUUGUGAACUCUCUUAUUCCUGCACUUCUUGCAGGAAAUUCGGUGAUCCUCAAGCCUUCACCACAAACACCUACUAUAGUGGAGCAUAUUUCGUCCAUUUUUCUAGAGGCUGGACUUCCUCAGAACGUCAUUCAAUACUUCCACUGCGGAUCGCCUCUCAUCAUCGAGUCGAUUGUCAGGGACCCGAAGAUUGCUCUCAUAUGUUUCACUGGGUCCGUGGCAGGCGGCCUGGCUGUUCAAAAAGCUGCCGCAGACAGAGUUGUUAAUGUCGGUUUGGAGCUUGGUGGCAAGGAUCCUGCGUAUAUCAGAUCAGAUGUUGACCUCGCAUGGGCAGCAGAAGAAAUUGUCGAUGGUGCAGUCUUCAACUCUGGCCAGAGUUGCUGCAGCCUGGAACGUGUUUAUGUUGACGAAAGCAUCCACGACAAAUUCGUACAGGAGAUUCAAAAUGUUCUGAAAAACUAUAAGCUUGGAGAUCCUUUCGACAAGUCAACACAUGUUGGACCAGUCAUCUCCAAACGGUCGAAGGAAACAAUAGAAUCGCAUAUCAAGGAUGCACUGGACAAGGGAGCCAAAGAUGCCACCCCGGAGAAUGAAUCAUUUGAUCAUCCUCUUUCCGAGGGCAAUUUCGUCAAGCCGACUCUCCUCACCAAUGUCGAUCACAGUAUGACAGUCAUGACUGAGGAGACGUUCGGUCCUAUCAUCCCCGUCAUGAAAGUCAAGGGAGAUGCUGAAGCUAUCAAGCUGAUGAAUGAUAGCGAGUUUGGUUUGACGGCUUCUAUAUGGACCAAAGAUACGAGCAAAGGGGCAGAUUUAGCUGAGGAGGUGGAUGCAGGAACUGUUUUUGUCAACAGAUGUGACUUCCCUAGCCCAGAUCUUGCAUGGACCGGCUGGAAGAACUCCGGAAAAGGCCAGACACUCAGCAAAUAUGGAUUUGACCAGUUCGUCAAGCUGAAGUCUUUCCACAUCAAAGAUUAUCCCAAAUGA
Molecule: messenger RNA, 1404 nt
Organism: Mollisia scopiformis
Lineage: Eukaryota; Fungi; Ascomycota; Leotiomycetes; Helotiales; Mollisiaceae
Product: putative succinate-semialdehyde dehydrogenase
Exons: 3
Coding region: 1-1404 (467 amino acids)
Molecular function (GO): aldehyde dehydrogenase (NAD+) activity
Source: RefSeq, a predicted model, not a curated record